AUGGAUGAAAAUGGUCAGUACAGAUCAACUAAAUGUUGCUGUUUCAUUUGUUCAAGAAUCAAGUUGGGGAAACUUAUUGAGGAGAAGAUCAGAGAUAUUCAUGAACUUCUAGAGAAUGUCCCACAUUUAGAGGAUUCAAUUGCUAUUCCUGUAAACAAGAGAGGUGGUGUUCUAAGAAUUGGUGUUUGGGGGAUGGGAGGAGAGGGUAAAACAACAAUCAUGUCAGAGAUUCACAACUGCCUAGUGAAAGGAAAUAGUCUAUACAAUUGCAUUAUUUGGGUAGUAGCAUCAAACGAUCUAAAUAAGGUGCAACAAGAUAUAGCUGUGAAGUUAGGUUUGAACUUUAAUGAAACUGAUGACCAAAAAGCAAGAGCUUCAAAAUUGUUAGAAACUUUUAAUAGGAGGAAGACAUUUGCACUGAUUUUAGAUGAUGUUUGGGAACCAUUCUCUAUAGAAGAAGUUGGAAUUCCUGUGCUAACAACAGAGAAUGGUUGUAAAUUAGUAAUAAUAACUCGAAGCCGUAUAGUGUGCAGAGACAUGGAAAGAGAAGAGGAUGUUGAAUUGAAACUUCUUUUAGAGGAUGAAGCAUGGAAUCUCUUCAAGGACAAAGCUGGGGAACUUGUACUAUCAGAUCUGGAUGUACAAUCAAUUGUAAUGGAAGCGGUGAAACAGUGUUGUGGUUUGCCUCUAGCUAUUGUUGCAGUUGGACGUGCAUUAAGAAACACAACUGAUAUAAUAGAGCGGGUGAAUGCAUUAGAAGAGUUCAAAAGGUCAAGUAUUGAUAUAUACAACGUUGACGAAGUAUUGCGUUCUCGUUUGAAGUUGAGCUAUUCGAAACUAAAGAAUGAUGCAAGGAGAACUUACUUUCUGUUUUGUGCUUUAUACUCAAAAGGUCAUCUAAUUGAAGAGAAUGAAUUGAUUAAUUAUUGGGUGUGGGAAGAUUUACUGGGUGGUGUAAGCAUGGUCGAGAUGAAACGAAAGGGGCAAAUGAUUGUAUGUGAGUUGAUAUCUGCUUGCUUGUGA
Molecule: messenger RNA, 1023 nt
Organism: Neltuma alba
Lineage: Eukaryota; Viridiplantae; Streptophyta; Magnoliopsida; Fabales; Fabaceae
Product: probable disease resistance protein At1g15890
Exons: 2
Coding region: 1-1023 (340 amino acids)
Molecular function (GO): ADP binding
Source: RefSeq, a predicted model, not a curated record